GUGCUUUUUGGGUCCUUUCCUAUUGCCCACUGCCGCGACCCCUAUUCUGUGGUGCGCUACCUGGCAGAGCGCACCUUGCCGCGUGUGCAGGACGCGCUGCGCCUCAAGCUGCCUGUCAAUGAGGACGGAGAGGACGGCGGCGGCCCCUCCGGCCCCGCCGGCGCUGGCGCGGGGGCGGGCCGCGGGGGCGGCGGCGAGGGCGAGGGCGGGGACGGUUGGUCGCCGGUGGCGCUCUGUGAGGCGCUGGCCGGGCGCCAUAACUGGCGCUCGCGGCGCGGCGGGCGGCCGGACUUGUACCGGGCUGCUAAUUGGCUGCUGAGGGGCGCGCUCGCGGGCAGGCCGGGGCUGGUGCUGGGCUUCCUGCCGCCGGAGGGGGAGUGA
This is a messenger RNA of Monoraphidium neglectum, 381 nucleotides long. RefSeq lists its product as hypothetical. The record is from RefSeq and is a predicted model, not a curated record. Lineage: Eukaryota; Viridiplantae; Chlorophyta; Chlorophyceae; Sphaeropleales; Selenastraceae. Gene Ontology annotation, molecular function: GTPase activity. The annotation marks the transcript as partial. The transcript has a single exon.